AUGCGGUUCAACACCAUCUACGGUGUUGCCAAGGAGUGCUCCACCGAGCUCAGGCCGAGCAUCAAGACCGUGGAAGAAACCGUCAAAAGUUUGGUAGGACCUGUCCACGAAAAGUUUCACCUCGUUCCCGAUGAGAUCCUCCGUCACACUGAUCAAGACCACCACCUUGCCGUACACCUGACACCGGUUGCCAACAUAGCCACCGUGUCUGAAAUGGCUGUGAGAAUUUACGCGAAAUGCGAGCCUGUCGCAGAGAAGAAUGUGGCUUCUACGUGGAGGAAGGUGAAACAGUCUCCGGUGUUCCAUCGGGUGGCGAGUGUGGUUGCGUCGAAGGCCGCGAUUUGCAUAGAGAAGUACAACGAUGCGGUUAUCGGCGCCGCAGAGAAGGGUUGUAAGGUAUCAGCGUACACGCCUUUGGUGCAUAGAGAUAUAUAUAGCUAUGGUGUUUAG
Lathyrus sativus (Indian pea) is the source of this 450-nucleotide messenger RNA. The record is from the annotation of a GenBank genome assembly. Lineage: Eukaryota; Viridiplantae; Streptophyta; Magnoliopsida; Fabales; Fabaceae.